Wyeomyia smithii (pitcher-plant mosquito) is the source of this 6120-nucleotide messenger RNA. RefSeq names its product anaphase-promoting complex subunit 1 (gene shtd). Gene Ontology annotation, cellular component: anaphase-promoting complex. Lineage: Eukaryota; Metazoa; Arthropoda; Insecta; Diptera; Culicidae. Bases 198 to 6056 code for a protein of 1952 amino acids. Gene Ontology annotation, biological process: protein K11-linked ubiquitination; metaphase/anaphase transition of mitotic cell cycle; anaphase-promoting complex-dependent catabolic process. The transcript has 7 exons. The record is from RefSeq and is a predicted model, not a curated record. Gene Ontology annotation, molecular function: molecular adaptor activity.
GCAAAUGGUUUUUUUUUCUUGGCAACCGUUGACUCUUUUCACAAUUUUCUUUUCGUGUUUGAUUCUAGCCGGUGUUAGCGUACUAAACACAAAUUCGAUAGAAUCAUUCGCCUUUUUCCGGAAAAACCGAGUUUUGUUAUGUGUAAACGUUGUUCGCAUUCAAAAAUUUUGCAAAUCUGGAUGUGUUUAGUGAAGUAAUGAUUACCGCCUCGGAACCUUUGGAAUUUAUUCCACGGGGACGUCUGGCGGUGGACGAGCACCCAGGCCCCCUGGUAUUGAAAAAACCGGCAACGGUUCCGUCCGAUUUCAUCCUGCUGCAGCGGAUGCAAGAUGUUAACAUAUCCCUGGAUGAGAGCCCAUCCGAGAUUUACGUACUGCGAGAGGUGUACGAGCAGCAAAAGUACGACACCGACGGUUGUCCAGGAUUUCUUCUCGAGGCAAACGUGAACACGGAGGAAGAACUGUACGUUAAGGGUAAUACGGCCGUUUGGACGAAAACCGUUGGCAAUGAAGCAGCGGCACCCCACGUUUGUCUCACCUGCGAAAACACCAUAAAGUUUGCUUUCUUCGGGUCAACGGGAUUUUUCUCGGCUGAUGAACUGGAUAGUAAAUCCCCUAAAAAGAAAGAGUGUGCCCCGUCAUCCGGUGUAUGUUUGCUGGACGGCAGUGCGCUGAGAGUUUACUGUAAUAAUGGCGAAAAUUUCAUCACCAGUAUCGAGUGUCCAAUUUCUAAUGUAUAUGUUACCCAACACUGUGUUUUGCUAGAAAAAGAAUCCUCCAGUUCACUGUUGGAGACACACACCAUACCAAUGCCAAGAUUGUUUUCGCUGGCCCAUCCGCUGGAUGAAAUGUCUCCGGUACUGAUUAAGAUGAACAAUGCUACCGUCUAUCUAACGGAGGCCGAGUACCGGUUGGUAUUCUCGUGUGAAGAUAAUGAUUUAAUUUUGAUGUUUGACGAGAAAACCGGUAAGCACUUUGUGUGUUUUCUUCGCAAAGCAACAGACGACGAAAAGAACUUGGUAGGUUGCGGAAACGAAAGUCUAUAUGGGUCACAUGUAGCUUUUAAUGUCAGUAGUAGUAAUUAUACGCACGGGAAUACUCCUUCGCUGGUGGCGACCACACCGCAAGCGUUGUACAAAACUUCGCUUCUAGCACGUCACAGUGCCUCGACCGCCGGUCGGCAUAGUUUUGGCACCACCUUCAACAGCCCCUAUAUAAGCAACCUACAAAUGGGACACACCAGCUCAUUCAACAUAAGCACCGCUGGUCAGUUGACUGGGUCGGGCAAUCGAAAUCAUCUGCAAUCGCAAUCCCAACUUGGAGGAGCAACUCCACUCUCCAGACUGCAAUCCACUUUGGGUGUGUCAGUGUCACUGCAAGAUGUAAGAAAAAUCGGCCAAGCUGAACCAUCCAAACCAAUUGUUCCGGAAAUGUGUCUAGAACACAUUUGGACAGACAGCACUAGCGUUCGAAAAGAAUUCAACGAAAAAGCCUCCACCGGGUUCUUACACGUAGACAUGGUAAAUGACUGCUAUCUAUGCUAUCUACUACCACGCUCGGAGAAGCUCAUGAUGGUGCGUAUUCAGGGAUCCCUUUCAGAAUCGAGAACAGUCACACUAAGCACGGCACCAGUGCAUAUUGCUGCUAAAGAUGUUGUUUGUUUGAAACGCUUGAACUUAAUGGCUGUUCUGGCGCCCUGUGGAACGUUAAUGUUGUACACAGGUCCCGUCCAAGUGGGCAAAGUGCAUGUGGCCGGCAUCCUCAGUAGUUUCGUAACAUCCAGCGCUCUGAGUACAUCAUUCAGCAGUGGUUCGCAGAGUUUUCCCCGUCGCAGCAGUUUAUUGCCUUCGGCGCUCGUAACCCAGGCAGAGUCACGCUUCGAUGAAGAACUUCACAUGCUUUCUCCGGUGCAACCCUUGCCAAUGACUUCAAUUAGCAUAGCCGCAUCUCGGCUUAGCAAUUGUCACAGCAUCCGUGACGGAACGGGAAAUCGUUUGACGUUGGUGUUUUCUAGCGAAAAAAUGUUCCGCAUCUCGCUCCCGACCAUGAGUGAGUCGCAACUGAUGUCGCGUUGUUUAUUGGCCUUGCGGGAAGCCCUACCAAAGCAUUUAGCGCUUGAGUUGCUUAUCCGCUGGUACGGAACUCGCAAUGCUCCGGGAUCGCGCAAUUUAAGCGUCGAUCGGGAGUGGGAUUCAUUUCGAGCAAUGCUUUUCCAGCAGCUGGGCAGACCGUUUCCUCCUGCCGAAAGUGGACAGAUGAACAAAUCCAGUGGUUCCAGCAAGUCAUCUUUUGAUGAACCGAAAAAAAGACGCAAAAGUGAAAACUGCCUCGGAAGUGACCAGGACUGGGAAUUUUUGCUUAAGAACACUGUGCAGCAAAGGCCGGUCUUUGUCACUGACGCUGACACGCAGUCUGAGAACGAACUAGUCGCCUACAAUCCAGGAAAAAUCUUGUUCUCAUAUAUACCAAAAAUUCUAUCAACGCUUCAUUUAGUCUACGAAGACAUGAAGCUGGAUCCAUUGCUUCGGAGUGAAAUGAAAUUGUUAGCGGAAUGUUUGUACGAACUGGCGUUCGAUUUGAAAUUGGAAAAACUCCAGCUGCACUAUUACCUGGAUUUUCAGCAUUUGAUACAUCUGCGUUCCUAUUGUUACGUGAAGAAACAAGAUAUGGGCAAGUUUGUCAUUACAGUAGAACAAGAAUUCGAAAGCAUUCCAAACAUUUUCCAGUACAUUUACAGCCUCAUUGCUUGCACUGGAAACGCUACAUUGACCCCAUAUCCGUUCUUUGACCGAGUGAAUAAUCGCAGCCGUGACAUAAUUCUCAUCGUCGCCUAUUUAUACAAAACUAAAGGGCUUGCUAGCUGGAUCACGCAGCAGUUGGAGAACAUUCUAAGCAACGCCAAGCUACUGUCUCUGGCCAGUGGCGUAGAAGAUAUAAUGACCAACACGGUUAUUCAAGUGCUCAUUAAACGUGGUUUCAAUCGAACCAACAUAGAACGACUACCGAUAAGUAUUUACUAUAUGAUCGCUCAAUUUUUGGAAAGCAACCGCAACAAGCCGCUCAAUAUCUAUGAAGCAGAAGUGUACGAGUUACUGCUCCGUCCAGAACUGCUGGCCCAUGUUACAUUCGACGCUCAACAACAAUCGGUCAGGUCGAAGAAAAAUACUGCUGGUUUGAAAGAGCACUCACUGUCGCUCCGCCGAAAACCACAGCCGGAAGUAAUUCCAAAAAACGAAGCAAAACAGGAAGAAAGCGGAAUGGAGAACAUGGAUACAAAACUCCUACGGUUGAGAUUCCCCGAUGACUUGCGGAUCAACGAUGUGAAAACAUUCCUCAAUAGUUCGCAACCGGUGACGAUAGACAUCGUACAGGCACCGAACGUUUCCGAUCACGAAUUUAUCGAAGAACAAGAAAAGCAGCUGUACGCACUGUGCAUCCGCACGAUGGCGCUGCCAAUUGGUCGUGGAAUGUUUACACUGCGCACGAGUCGUCCAACCGCAACUCAAAUCCUGCCGGUUCCGAAGCUGUGUCUCACUGGCAAAGAGAUUCAUCGAGGCGCAAUGAUCGAGAUCCAACAGCUGGAGGUGCCGCCCAACAUGAACCUAUGGCCUGCGUUUCACAACGGAGUCGCUGCCGGUUUGCGCAUUUGUUCCGAUACUCCAGACAUUGACUCGACCUGGAUUACCUACAAUAAACCGAAAGGUGCCGCGGAAAUUCCUACGGAGCAUGCCGGUUUUCUGAUGGCGUUGGGGCUGAAUGGCCAUCUGAAGACGCUUUCCUUUAUGAGUAUCUAUGAGUAUCUUGUGAAGUGUGACGAGAUGACCAGUUUGGGUUUACUGCUCGGGAUUUCUGCCACCCAUCGGGGUACGAUGGAUACGAAAACCACUAAACUUUUAAGUGUCCAUAUCGAGGCCCUCUUACCCCCUACUGCUGUCGAGUUGGACAUUUCGCAAAACAUCCAAGUCGCUUCGCUCAUGGGAAUUGGUUUGGUGUAUCAAGGCACUGCCAAACGGCACAUAGCGGAAGUGCUUUUACAGGAGAUUGGGCGCCCCCCGGGACCCGAAAUGGAAAAUUACGUCGAACGUGAAUCCUACGCACUAACUGCAGGUUUGGCACUCGGGUUAGUAACUCUUCAGCAGGGUGAGAAAUCUACCGCUUUGCGUGAUUUGGACAUUCCGGACACUCUCCAUUACUACAUGGUAGGCGGCAAUAAGCGUCCCCUUAUUGGGGCGCAGAAAGAGAAGUACAAACUUUCGUCGUUCCAAAUUAAAGAAGGCGAUACUGUGAACAUCGACGUAACUGCUCCCGGCGCCACGCUGGCUCUUGGGCUGAUGUACUUCCACACGAGUAACGAGGCGAUCGCAAACUGGAUGAAACCUCCGGACACAACCUACUUGUUGGAUUUUAUUCGUCCCGAUUUGCUACUGCUUCGAAUAGUUGCGAGAAAUCUCAUCUUGUGGGACAAUAUUCAUCCUUCCACCGAAUGGGUCUACAGUCAAAUCCCACAAACACUUUCGGAGUUAAUCAAAAAUCGCUUGCAAACCGAUGAAUUACAACAACCGACCGACCAUGAAGCACAGUGUCAAGCAUAUUGCAAUAUCGUUUGUGGCGCAGCCAUUUGUAUUGGAUUAAAAUACGCUGGUUCAGCUGAAGAGCAAGCUUUCACCACCCUGAACUAUUUGUUAAUAUAUUUUCUCGAAAUCCACGCUCGUCCAUUCGGGGAUUACGCCGGAAAGCAAACAAUAGAAAACUGCACUAUCAUGAUUCUGCUUGCACUGUCAAUGGUGAUGGCAGGUACGGGGGACGUCCGGGUGCUGAGGAUCAUCCGAAUGCUUCGAUCUCGUUUUGGCCAGUGUCAUGUAACAUACGGCUCACAUAUGGCGGUCCACAUGGCCUUGGGAUUUCUGUUUCUCGGUGCUGGUCGGUUUACAUUGUCCCGAUCACCGGAAGCGAUCGCAGCAUUGGUAUGCUCGAUAUUCCCCAAAUUCCCCACCCAUAGCAACGACAACCGCUAUCAUCUGCAAGCGUUCCGUCAUUUAUAUGUGCUGGCAAUCGAGCCGCGACUGUUCCUGCCACGGGAUAUCGAUAGUGGCAAAUUGUGCCUGUGCGAGAUUCACUAUCUGGAACGAGGCAAAACAGUGCCGGUAAAACUGAUGGCUCCGUGUAUGCUACCGGAACUCCAUACACUCAGUAAGGUGUAUGUGAACGAUCCCAACUACUGGCAUGUCUAUUUUGAUAAGGAUAAUUGGAGCAUCUUAGAAAAAAUUCUUCAGGCUAGCGGCUGCAUCGACAUUAAGCAGCGGGCCGGCUGUUUAUCCUAUCUGGAGGAUCCAAACCGUCUCAAAACGAUGCUUAGUCAUACUUUGACUGCCGAUAAGUACAACUCAUGGAAAAUCGACGUUAAAAGUUUACUAGCCUUCUCCACGGAUCAGCGCAUUUCGAACGUUGCAAACAAAUUUCUUCUGUUAGCGAAACGCAACGAGAACGAAUCGAUUUCGUCAGUUGAGCAGGACAUAAUUCAAACAUUGAUUUUGCAGACCUACUACUGCCUCACCCAUGACAAAAUGCACGGACUUUCGAUCUUCAUGAAUCUAAUGAAUAAUAUAAUCAAUUUCGAAUCAACCUGUCCCGCUACGGAGCUUUGGCAGUUUCGUAUCCUAGCUGCAAUCCUGGCACGUAAAAAAGGAAUUCCAGAAGCCGAUCUGCUGGUAUCACCGGAUUUACUGCAAUCUUUGAUCGAUCGUAUCAAACUGCUAAUGGAACAAUUACUGGAUAAAACUAGCCAUCUCAUUCGUUCUCAUGUGGUAGCUGCACCACAGGAUCGAACGUUGAAUGAUCUGUUGUCCCAGCUAGCGCAUAAUGAUCAACUGCGCGUAGCGCAGGUCAUAACCUUCUACGAUUUACCCAUGAAGGUAUUAAGCAAUCAAACGCUCGAAAAACUCAAGGAAACAGACUAUCUGCGAUUUGUCAUUAGUUUCCAGCAGCAACACCCACACCUUUCUAUGCAAACCGUAUGCUGUAUAGCGGACGUUCUUGGAUUGUCCACCAAAAUUUAGCGGUGACGCUGUUGGAUUGGGUGUUUCAAUAAAGUUCUGCUGAGAUGUAAUCAAACUAAACUAU